Messenger RNA from Coffea eugenioides, 1848 nucleotides. Its product is annotated as lysM domain receptor-like kinase 3. Gene Ontology annotation, biological process: innate immune response; protein phosphorylation. The record is from RefSeq and is a predicted model, not a curated record. The transcript has 10 exons. Gene Ontology annotation, molecular function: ATP binding; transmembrane receptor protein kinase activity. The coding region runs from base 1 to 1848 and encodes 615 amino acids. Lineage: Eukaryota; Viridiplantae; Streptophyta; Magnoliopsida; Gentianales; Rubiaceae.
AUGGCUUCUGGCACCAGGAAAUGUGGUUACCUUGGUUUUCUCCUCCCUCUCUGCGUGCUGUUUAUGGGAACUUCUGCAUACCCAACUCAGAUUAGUCGUAUAUAUCCUUUUGCCUGCUCUAACAGCAUCAAGACGUGCAAUUCUUACCUUUACCAGCACAAUGGCUUUAAAAAAGAGCAGAUCGCUUCUUAUUACUCGGUGAAUACGUCACAAAUCAGGCCGAUCACUGACAACAACAGAAAUGACUACCUUGUAACUGUACCUUGUUCUUGCAAAAAUGUUAAUGGCACUGAUGGGUACUUCUAUGAUACUGACUAUACUUUGCAAAGAAACGACACCUUUGCAAAUGUCUCUAAUCAGAUUUAUAGUGGGCAGGCUUGGAAAGUUGGCGGAGAAGAAAACUACACUGCAGGACUGAAUGCCACCAUGCAUCUCUUGUGUGGAUGUGUAGAAAGUGACUCUCAGAUUGUGGUAACUUAUACAGUCCAACCUCUUGAUACCUUAUCAAGUAUUGCAGAUUUACUUGCUUCAGAUGUCGAUGGCAUACAGAGCUUGAAUACAUAUCUGGCAGCAAAUCCAUCAUAUCUUGAUAUCGGUUGGUUGUUGUACGUGCCCAUGGAGAAAAGUGGAGUUUCUCCCAUAAAGAAAGAUUCCCAAAAGAAGCGCGAGUGGAAAAUAGCGGUUAGCAUACUGGCCGUUGUGACAAUGCUCUCAGUAUGCACGUUGCUUGUAAUCCUUCUGAGGAGGAAGAGACCCCAGAGAAACAGUGGGGAGGAUCCUAAAAUGUUCUCUAAAUCUAUAACUAGCAAUAAAUCUUAUUCGUUACAUAAGCAUUUCCAGAGCAAAGGAAACUCGGAAGAUAUCACAGCUAUUGAAUCCGAGAAGCCAGUUGUAUACACUCUAGAGGAGAUUGCAGAGGCUACUGGAAACUUUGAUGAAUCCAGAAAAAUUGGGGAGGGUGGAUACGGGAGUGUAUAUCUUGGGAUAAUGGGAAAGCAGGAAGUUGCAGUAAAGAAGAUGAGAUCAAGUAAGUCCAAAGAAUUCCUGGCAGAGCUCAAAGUUCUAUGCAAGAUACACCAUAUAAAUGCGGUGGAGCUGUUGGGGUAUGCCAGCGGAGAUGACCACCUCUACUUAGUUUAUGAAUACAUCCCAAACGGUUCUCUCAGUGAACAUCUUCAUGAUCCAUUAUUGAAAGGUCAUCAGCCUCUCUCUUGGACUGCAAGAACACAGAUUGCACUUGAUGCUGCAAGGGGUAUUGAAUAUAUCCAUGAUCAUACCAAAGCCAGAUAUGUGCACCGCGAUAUAAAGACCAGCAACAUUCUACUUGAUGAAACGCUCAGAGCAAAGGUUGCUGAUUUUGGAUUGGUGAAGCUUGUUGGCAGAACUAAUGAAGAUGAGUUGAUGGCAACCCGCCUGGUUGGAACUCCAGGAUACCUUCCCCCAGAGUCGGUGAAAGAGCUACAGGUGACGACGAAAACAGAUGUUUUUGCAUUUGGAGUUGUUCUGGCAGAGCUAAUAACUGGUAAACGUGCACUUUUCCGUGAUAAUAUGGAGCCUCAGAAGAUGAAGUCUCUCAUAACCAUUCUUAACAGCGCUUUUGAAGAUGAAGAUCCAGAGAGUGCCCUGGAAUCCAUAGUUGAUGGUAAUCUAAGAGGCAGCUACCCUAUGGAAGAUGUAUACAAGAUGGCAGAAAUUUCGCAAUGGUGUCUAAGUGGAGAUGCUAUUAACAGGCCGGAGAUGCGAGAGGUGGUAGUGGCACUCUCACAGAUUAGAGUUUCAUCAGUCGAAUGGGAAGCAUCACUUGGGGGAAACAGUCAGGUUUUCAGUGGAGUGUUCAACGGGCGAUGA